Messenger RNA from Anopheles coustani, 947 nucleotides. RefSeq names its product L-seryl-tRNA(Sec) kinase (gene Pstk). The transcript has a single exon. The record is from RefSeq and is a predicted model, not a curated record. Gene Ontology annotation, molecular function: kinase activity; tRNA binding. Bases 1 to 894 code for a protein of 297 amino acids. Lineage: Eukaryota; Metazoa; Arthropoda; Insecta; Diptera; Culicidae.
AUGGCGAGAAUUUGUCUGAACGUGCUAGUUGGUAUUCCAGCAUCUGGGAAAACUACUUAUUGCCAACAAAUAGAAUCGACGCUGAAUCGUACAUUCAACGUGGUACACGUGUGCUAUGAUACAUACAUCGAAAUAGACAGCAAGUUUGAUAUGUUCUGCUCUAAUCCAGGAUCGUACAAGAGCUCUCGACAAAUGCUAGUUCCCAGCGUUGAAGCGAUCAUUUCUACUAUCAUGGAAGGAAAAGUGGGGAAAACAUUGGACAGCCUGUUAGGUAGUUGGCAACAUACUUUUGGAAAACCACUAGAGAUAUCUUCAUCCGCUGUUCCGUCCGAGGACUACCUGUUUCUAAUCGAUGAUAACAACUACUACCGAAGCAUGCGGUGGGAUUGGGCCAGGCUGGCAAAGAAACUUUCCCUUGGAUUUUUAGAAACAUAUUUCGACACCCUGCUACCAGUAGCGCUGGAGAGGAACGUAGCUCGGGAGCAUCCGGUGUCGGAAGACGUCUUAACUCGCAUGUGGACACGGUUGGAAAAACCUUGUGGAAAACUAUUCCGUUGGGAGCAAAAUACAAUUAUCAUCCAGGAACAAUUGGACAUGGGUAUCAUAUUAUCAAGCAUUAGCAACCGUUUAGAAAACCCAGAGAAAGCCGCAGACCCGUCACCAACGAAUGCAUUUCCGAUGGAGCAAUCAAAAGUGCAUAAACUGGAUAUUCUUUUGCGGAAAGCAAUAUCGAAGAACACUGCUUUGAUCAAAGAUUCGAUGGCCAAACAUCAACUUAGAAGCUACGUAGAACUGUUGCAAGAGAGGAAGAACUCCAUAUUGCACGAAUUUAGGCAUGCUGAACAACACGUCCCAGAUGAGAUGUUUGAUAAUUUAGUAGAGGAAUUAUUUUAGUAAUAUGAUUAUAAUUCACUCUAGUUUCGUUCAAUAAACAAUUAAAGCAUAUU